AUAAAGCUAUACAUACUUGCGAACAGACCCACCGCAAUAAACGCAAACAUUAAAUCAAAACAGAAUAGGCUUUGUUGAGUGCAGUCGCACGUUAUCCGUGAUGUUGACACGCCGCCUCCAGCACCUAGCUGUUCGCCACAGCCGGACAACAUUGGCGAUUGCAGUCAAUAACAGUAGCAGCAGCAAUCGUAGAUCUUGCAGCAGUCAGAGCGACAAGAACAACAAUGAUAGCGGAGAUACGAAUAAAACCACUGACCGUCAUCCGCUAAAAGGUGUGCGCAUCCUGGACCUUACACGUAUUGUAGCCGGACCGUACUGCACCAUGGUGCUGGCAGAUUUGGGCGCUGAGGUUAUUAAAGUGGAGCGACCUCAUCAUGGGGACGAGGCACGUCAUUGGGGACCUCCGUUCCUUAAGCACAGCAAAGACUCCACAUACUUCUUGCCGGUGAACCGUAACAAGCAGAGCAUCUGCAUAGAUUUGAAGCGCGGCCAGAAGCUGAUCUAUGAACUGGCCAAGCGGAGCGAUGUGCUCGUGGAAAACUAUGUGCCGGGUACGUUAGAGCGCUAUGGACUGGGCUAUGAGCAUUUUAGGGAGAUGACACCUCAGCUGAUUUACUGCACGCUUAGCGGUUAUGGAUCCGCGGGACCCUAUGCCAAACGCCCGGGAUACGACGUCAUAGCAGCUUCCAUAGGUGGCCUUUUGCAUAUAACGGGCGAGCACGAUGGCCCGCCCAGCAAAGUGGGAGUGGCUGUUACAGAUAUAGCUACAGGAUUGUACGCACAUGGCGCCAUAUUAGCGGCUCUCUAUCAGCGGCAGCGCACGCAGCGUGGUCAGAAGAUCGAGGUCAACCUGCUGUCCACUCAAAUAUCCAUGCUGAUCAAUGUGGCCAGCAACUAUCUUAAUGCCGGUAGUGAGGCACAACGCUGGGGUACAGCACAUUCCAGCAUAGUGCCAUACCAGAGUUUUAAGACCUUGGAUGGGUAUUUAACAAUCGGCGCCGGGAGUGACGCGCAGUUUGUCGAGCUCUGUCGACUGCUGGAGAUCGAGCACAUUUCGGCGGAUCCCAAAUUCAACACCAAUACAAAUCGUGUGCAGCACAGAACCGAGCUGGUGGGGAUUCUAACUGAGAUAUUGGAGUGCCAUACAUCCAAGUAUUGGAUGGGUCUGUUUAAUAAAGCACCCUUUCCCGUGGGCCCAGUAAACAGCAUACGCGAGGUAUUCGAGGACGAUCACGUCAAUGCCAUUGGUCUGGUGAAAUCAUUGCCACAUGCAAAGAGCGGAGAAGUUAAGGUUGUGGGACCACCGGUGGUCUAUAGUGAGGCUCAGAACGAUGCGAGGACAGCUCCACCCAUGCUGGGCGAACAUACUGACCAAGUGCUGGCAAACCUCUUGGAGUAUAGCCCCUCGGAAAUUGCGGAUUUGCGGCGUCAGGGUAUUGUACAGUAAAUCUUCGAUUAAAUGGAAACGUAAGCUCAACAACGAAUGUCAUUAUUUCAAAUUUUUCCAUUAUGUGAAUGAGCUUUUUAGAAGUUAAAUAUUUAGAUCUCAAUCACAGCGUCAUUUGUCAUUUUAAAUCCCUAGUGUACCAUUUUUGUUUUAAAUGGGGAAAUUUUCUCCAGUACAAGAAAGAAGCAACGCACUGGAAAUGCCGUUUUCCAGAGAGCAUGUGCCCUGGAGCGAGCGCUCCCACCGGGAGAAGGUCAUCAUCAUAAUGUUCUAUGGCCUGAUGUUACUACUGAUCGUUAAUAUUGUCGGAUGGAUUGCGUUCAUCUGCGUUUUUCUCAAUAACGAGAAGUAUGUGCGUCGUGUAGUGUCCGACGUUCGAACCCUGGCCAAGGCCAGUGUGCCUUAAGGUGACGCCCCCAUUCCCUCUCCCUCUUGGUAAAUUGUACUUACAUGAAGCUCAGAGCAUUCAGCUGCAGCCGCAAAUAGGCGACUAUCGAUUUUAGCACAUUCGACACUGGCAUACCCACAUGCAGGCAAGGGCAAUGAAAGUAAAUGCGAACAAAACAAAACGAAUAAAGUAAAACAGUAAAACUAGUGGUA
Molecule: messenger RNA, 2047 nt
Organism: Scaptodrosophila lebanonensis
Lineage: Eukaryota; Metazoa; Arthropoda; Insecta; Diptera; Drosophilidae
Product: succinate--hydroxymethylglutarate CoA-transferase
Exons: 2
Coding region: 101-1447 (448 amino acids)
Molecular function (GO): catalytic activity
Source: RefSeq, a predicted model, not a curated record